ACGAAAACGACAUAACUCACUUUAGAGUAACAAAUAAUGUGCGUGAGGAAUACAGAAAUUCGCUAUAAAAACAUAAAUAAAUCCGGAUUGAAACCAUUUAUGUAUGCAUUUAUGUCAUUCAUGUAAAUAUGCUAUAGUUGAAAUCCGUCGUGAAAUUUGCCACCUGGGUUACUUUUGACAGUUUCCGGCAAGGAUAUCAAAGUUCAACAAGCGGUGGCGGUGUUUCUUUAUUGUUGGUCGCAGUCUUUACGGCUUAUUCAAAACAUUAAAGUUGAAAGCUGUCGUUUUUCUGCUGACAUAGCUCAAAAUUGCACUACAAUUGCUAUAUUUCGUGCACACUACUUGUAUAAGCACAUAUUUCGCCACUGUACAUUAUGGAUGAUAAAGGUUUCGUGCUAAGUGAAGCCGUCAAUAUCGGCGACUUGUUGAGCGAAAAAGGAGCACAGUUUCAAAUAAGUACCAAAUAUAAUGAGCAUGGCGAAGAAUUUUUCAUGGAAGAUGAUUAUGGAAGCGCCGACGAGGAUGAGGACACUCACCGGAAGAUUAUGAGCCCUUGGGACAAGAGUUUCGAUGAAUUGCGAGCGCAAAUGUUUAUGGUUUCUGAAUUUAUCUAUAAACGAAUAACAAAACAGGGAGUAGGUGACGAACUUGUUCCCGAACGAGCCAGGGUUACCAUAGAUUAUAAUGGUUAUUUCGAAGGAGAAACAUAUGCAUUCGACUCGACUUCAAUGCGUGGUGAAUUCAAACAAUUCACUAUUGGAAGGUCUGAAGUGCUAAUUGGUUUGGAGGAUGCUGUAAAAUCAAUGAAACCAAGCGAAGAAGCUCAGUUCGUAAUAGGCUAUGAAGUUCUUUUCGGUGAGCUUGGAUGUAAGCCCCGAAUUAAACCAAAGGCAGACGCCUUGUUUAUUAUCAAGUUAGUAAGUUUCACAGAUCCUGGCGAUGCAGAAGCAUUAGAUAAACUUACUCCAGAAGAGCAAAUGUCAUAUAGCGUAGUUAAACAAAAGGUAGUGGACACGCGAAAUCAUGCUAAAGACUACUUCAAGAGAAAUCUGGUUUCGAAUGCCAUCAGCGAUUAUCAUAAAGCUGUUGGUUACUUAGAAAGAUGUCAUGUUAAAGACGAAGAAGAACAAAAAGAACAAACCGAAACAUUGAUUCAGCUGUAUAGUAGUCUGGCUGUUUGCUAUAAUAAAAAAGAUAACCCUCGUCGGGCAUGUUUAAUGAUAAAUGAAAUACGUCGACUUGGCAAUAUUGAUCGGAUUCCCAGGGCACUAUUCCAUGAAGGUCGUGCGCUUAUGAAUUUGGGCGAAUAUGAGCGGGCCAAAAACUGCUUACUAAAGGCACAGCGUCUUGAAGCUUCCAAUAAAGAUAUUAGUAAAGAGCUUAAGAUACUAAACGAACGCUGGGAAAAGCAUCGCCAGGACGAGAAAGCCAUCUGUGCACGUGCAUUUGGGUUAAAAGAGCGCAAGGAUGAAAAACGCACUGAGGAACAAAUUCGAUUCACUGACACAAUGCGAAAAACAUUAGAAACUUUUGUAGAGGACGACAAGAGCAAACAACUAACGUUACCUGAGGGUCUGACCAACAAGGAAAUAGACACUGUACAGGAUUUGGCGAACUCUUUCCAACUUAAGUUGACUCUUUAUAAAGACAACAGUAAAGAUUUCUAUCGGCUGGAGAAGAUACCAAAGGAAGACAAAUGAAAUCAAGAAAAAUUUAUGUAAAAAUGUGAAUACUUUUAAAUGCUUGAAUUCCGAUCAAAUUGGAGUUCCAUACUUAACAAAUGUAGAAACAAUAAACUGUUGAACCAAAAGAAUCUUAACCGCAUAAAACAAAUAAAAGUAUUAUUGACUUAUAAA
Wyeomyia smithii (pitcher-plant mosquito) is the source of this 1856-nucleotide messenger RNA. It is a transcript of the gene shu, whose product is annotated as inactive peptidyl-prolyl cis-trans isomerase shutdown. Gene Ontology annotation, molecular function: peptidyl-prolyl cis-trans isomerase activity; protein binding. The transcript is spliced from 2 exons. NCBI's taxonomy places the organism in Eukaryota, Metazoa, Arthropoda, Insecta, Diptera, Culicidae. Bases 375 to 1700 code for a protein of 441 amino acids. The record is from RefSeq and is a predicted model, not a curated record.